This is a messenger RNA of Klebsormidium nitens, 1137 nucleotides long. The record is from the annotation of a GenBank genome assembly. NCBI's taxonomy places the organism in Eukaryota, Viridiplantae, Streptophyta, Klebsormidiophyceae, Klebsormidiales, Klebsormidiaceae.
CAGGGGGAGCUCUCUUGUCGUGCGAGCUAAGGUAGCUACGAUAUCGCAGCUCACGCACAAUGUGCUCGAAGCAAGGCGCUUUUCCUCGACAAGCGCCAAGGCCAGCCGAGUCCUUUCAUUUGCAACUGGAGAAAACAAGCUGAUCGAUGACACAAGAGCGAACGGAAGAAUCAGGAAGAGAAGCAUGAACUGUUGCGCCGAGAUCGUUAGUUAUAGCAGCCUCGCAGCUUGAGCUUUGACAACUACAGGUGCAAAAGAUGGCGCUUACAAAAGACAAGCGCAACCUGUUUAUGAUUGUGGCCUCAAUCAUGGCCUUCAUCGCUUUGUUCCAGGUCAUGAGCUAUUUCAAAGUCGCCAGUUCCAUGGAGAAAGAAGGGGUGGACCCUCACCGGAAGAUCAAGGUCCUCUCAGAAAGUCAGAGCCAAGCACUCUUACAUCCGGACAAGGGCCGGCAGCACAAGGGCCUUCCUGACAGGAAGAAUGCAAAUCCCAGAGUUUACUUCGACAUCUCAAUAGAUGAGCGCCCAGCCGGCAAGGUGGUCUUUGAACUCUAUGCUGAUCGGGUACCCAAGACCGCUGAGAACUUCCGAGCACUGGCCAGUGGGACGUGGACAACCGCAAGCGGCGAAAAGUUGUCCUACAAGGGGUCGAAGUUCCAUCGAAUCUUUCCAGGUUUCAUUUGUCAAGGAGGCGAUCUAGAUGGUCAAGGAGGGCAGUCUAUAUACGGGCCGACGUUUGACGACGAGCCCAGUGGUCUGAAACUGAAACACGAUCGAAAGGGGCUGCUUUCCAUGGCAAACUCGGGCCCCAACUCGAACGGGUCCCAAUUCUCGAUCCUGAUGGAUGCUGCUCCACAUUUAGAUGGAAAAUUUGUUAUCUUCGGUGAAGUAAUAAGCGGGAUGGAUGUUGUAGAGGAGAUGAACUCGUAUGGUAGACAGGAUGGGGUAGCUGCCGUUUCAAUCGUUGUUACGAGUUGUGGAGAAAUUACAGCUUAAAGCUGAGGAGUCUGCAAGCUGCAUGCUCCUUUUCCAUGAUUGAAACCCUUUUUUCCCUGUCGCUAAUGCAUGAUGUGCACCAAGUAGUAUUCAUUAGAUACGUAUUAGUAUCGAGGGCCCCACCCAGCUGGCGGAGCAUGGG